AGAUGUGAAAAUAAGGAAAGCUCAAAGCGAGAAAAAAAAAAAAGAAAAAUGGGCGAUUAUGGGAGAAACUGUAAACGAAAUUCAGCAGCUUCAGAAAUGGAGGAGGUUUCAAGUGCUAGCGUAUCAUUGUCUAAGAGAAGCAAGAUAUUCAAGGAGUUCGAAUCACCUUCGCCGGGGAUUGAGCUGGAAAUUCCUCCUUUGUUCUCGCAUUUUCUGGAGAAGCCGGUUUCACCGGCGACGUCGUCGAAUUCCGGCGGAGUCGUUGUCGGCGAGGUUAGUUCCAGCAUCUGUUGGGAUGAGUCCCUGGUGUCUCGCUGCUUUAGCAACGAGUCUUGUGAAAUCGUAAAGGAGAGCCUGACGUUCGUAGAUCUGGAGGCCAAGAGUUUCGAAACUGAAAUUUCAACGUGCAACAACAGCAGCAACAAAUUCAGUAAGGAAACCACUCCGUUGAGCCAGCUUCGAGGUGAUUUCGAAGAAAUGGACUCGACAAUGAAGAAAUCAUCACCGGCUGUGGCUAGUAAUCAGCCGAGAAAUUCACAUGCAGUGGCGAAGAUGCCUUCACAGGUGGAGAUCGAUGAGUUCUUCUCGGUCGCCGAGAAGGACGAACAGAAACGAUUCACAAAGAAGUACAACUAUGACAUUGUCAAGGACGUGCCACUUGAGGGUCGGUACCAGUGGGUUCGUUUAAAGCCCUGAAUGAAUGCAGAAAGAGAAAUAUCAGAGCAAAACGAAAUCCCGUAAAUUUGGGUCAGUAUUCCUUGUAUUUUUGUACAGUUUUACUCCACCUGAUGUUAGAAGAAGCUCCUGUUUUUUAGGUGAUACCACAUUCAGAAAAAGGCUUCUGCCGCAUCCUAGACGGCUUGACCAAUUUGGAGCAAGAAAAAUUCCCACUCAAUUAAUUUUUCUUCUCCUCUUAUUUGUACAAUCAAUCAUUCAUGUUUUUAACUCGUCUUCUGUCGAAUUUGGCUCUUCAAGCAAAGCAAUAAUGGUAUUUGGUUUUA
Messenger RNA from Rubroshorea leprosula, 1001 nucleotides. The record is from the annotation of a GenBank genome assembly. NCBI's taxonomy places the organism in Eukaryota, Viridiplantae, Streptophyta, Magnoliopsida, Malvales, Dipterocarpaceae.